Molecule: messenger RNA, 538 nt
Organism: Protopolystoma xenopodis
Lineage: Eukaryota; Metazoa; Platyhelminthes; Monogenea; Polystomatidea; Polystomatidae
Source: the annotation of a GenBank genome assembly
CGGCGAGCCUUCGGAAUUUGGCAUCCUCUUUGCUAGUCUUCUUGAGCUCUAUGCCUACGCCAAUGCCUAUAGCCAGAUGUCCUCAGGGAAGCUUUUGCCGCCUAAUGGUGUCUUUUUGAAUUUACCACUUAUUGGUAAUCUACCGGCACGUUUUUCAUCUUCAUUACCCAGUGAUUUAGCCAGAAAUUCACUUUCUGGCCGUUCAAGUCCCUCCUCGCCCUGCUCUGAUUGGCUCGCGGUUAUAUUUUAUCACUCAGACCGACUGUUGCCUCUGUUUCUCGCAAAUCUCUUACGUCAGCCAGGGCUGGCGGCCAAUAUGCUCAGAAAUGGUUGGUUAAAUUACCUUAAAAAUCAAGAGGACUCAAUCUCUGAAGAGAACAAAAAUCAACAGCAAACAUGUAGCCUACCUUUGGACUCUGGGACAAUGCUAGGUUACGGCUUUCUCCUAGGCCUAGAUCAAGCUGUUGAUCAACCCGCCUCUGGACUUGUUCUCCUCAACGAUCUAGUUUAUUGGUUAUCAGCAAUCCAGCUAAGGUAG